AAGAUACGAACGCAUACUCGUUAUGAUCAGAUAUUAUUAUUUUUUGUAAUGAUUCAAAAAAUGAUUCUUAGGUUAUUUAGAUCUUAUUUUAACGCAAGUGUUAAUAUAUGUACACGUGCUAUACUAAUAAUUAUAAGUGCUAUUAUAUAUCAAACGUUUGUUAUAGUUGAAGUGUUUUUGAACAAUUUCAAUUUAGUCUACCCACCUUAUUUAGCUAAUCUUAUAAGAAUGAUGCAGAAUUUUGUUACUGAUGUCCUCGGAUACAUACUAAGUAUAUUAGCGUAUGAGACAGCCAUGAUGAACAUAUUCGUUAGAAGACUUCUGCGGUUCCUGGUGUCUCUUUUGGCAAUAAUUGUCUACCCUUUAACAUUUUUCGUAAAUAUCAGACGAACUAGAAAAUGUCCUCCGCCAGUUAACCCUCUGCUGUUCAAGUCCGCUACUACCUUAGCCAUGAUGAUCAGGAAGAAAGAGAUCACAUCAGAAGAAAUAGUAGCGGCUUACAUAGAAAGAUGUAAAGAAGUGAAUCCGUAUGUGAAUGCUAUAGUCGAGCCCCGAUAUGAAGCAGCAAUACGAGAAGCACGAAGUAUAGACAAGAUGAUAGCUUCGACAGAAAAGUCCGCCGAUGAGCUAGCUAAAGAAUAUCCCCUUCUAGGACUACCAAUGACAGUGAAGGAAAGCAUAGCUGUGGAAGGCAUGAGUAACGACUGCGGCACAGUAUACCCAUAUAGGAACCCAGCUAAAGCAGACGCUGCUAUUAUAAAACUAGCGCGAGCAGCCGGCGCUGUUCCCAUCGCUGUAACAAACACUCCACAGCUGUGCAUGAACUGGGAAACAUACAAUAAUGUAUUAGGACUAACUACUAAUCCGUAUGAUCAGCAACGCACAACGGGCGGAUCAUCUGGUGGUGAAGCGGCGUUGAUUUCAUCGGGAGCUUCGGUGAUGGGUGUUGGUUCCGAUAUUGCUGGAUCACUAAGACUUCCCCCUAUGUUUAAUGGUAUAUUUGGUCACAAACCUACGCCUAGGCUUCUAUCCGUGGAAGGUCAUGUACCCGACUGCUUAGAUCCAGAUUUUGAAGAGUAUUUCACACUUGGUCCCAUAGCCCGAUAUGCUGAAGAUUUAUCAUUAUUACUUAAAGUCUUGAAACAACCAGGAGCCCCUGACGUUCCAUUUGAUAAGCCCGUAGACGUAACAAAACUAAAAUUUUACUACAUGAAUGGCGAUGGCAGCAAUGUGUCGAAUUCAAUUGGAUCUGAUGUUAAAAAUGCAAUGAACAAAGCUAAAGAUUAUAUGAAGAAUACACACAACAUUGAAGUACAAGAGCUCAAAAUUAAGAACAUCGAACAUAUGUGGGAAAUAGGUAUCAGAGUUCUCUUGAACAUUAGACAUGUACGCAAUAUUUACACAGAUCCUGAGAAUCGUGAAAAAUGGAUAUCGAUCUGGCCAGAAGUUCUAAAGAAAAUGUUUGGACUAUCUAAUCACAACUUUUUAUGUGUAGCGUAUGGGCCUUUGCAAAAAUUUUUCGAUGCUCUACCAAAGAGUUAUUACAAAAAUUUGCUAUCUAUUUUUGAUCAAAUUAAAAAUGAUUUUGAGAAAGCUCUAUCGGACGACGCUGUACUACUAUUCCCUACAUUUCCAUAUCCAGCUCACAAGCACUACAGAAUUUAUUACAAAUUCUUAAAUUGUGGAUAUUUGACAAUAUUCAGCGCUUUAGGCUUGCCAGUGACUGCUUGCCCUAUAGAAUUAACGAGUAAAGGAUUACCAGUUGGAAUACAAAUCGUAGCAAAUAAAUGUAAUGAUCACUUGACUAUUGCCGUCGCUAAAGAAUUUGAGAGAGCAUUUGGUGGUUGGGUUCCUCCGAAUAAGGAACUUGGAGGUUACAUAAAGACUGCUUAGAAUAGAAUUAAAUAAUUAAAACGUAUAAUUAAUUUAUUUUGUAAGUCUGUAUUAUAUUCUGGUCAUGAUUU
Achroia grisella is the source of this 1964-nucleotide messenger RNA. Its product is annotated as fatty-acid amide hydrolase 2-B-like. The record is from RefSeq and is a predicted model, not a curated record. The transcript has 9 exons. Bases 49 to 1893 code for a protein of 614 amino acids. Lineage: Eukaryota; Metazoa; Arthropoda; Insecta; Lepidoptera; Pyralidae.